GUCAAGUCAAUCGCCCGGCUUCAGGAAAGAGUGGGUGCUUUUCUCUCCACUCUCCCGAGCCACGGAAGAAGGUUAAAAUGGCCACUCUGCUCCGGAAAAUCGGGCUUAUCCGGCUGCACAACCGGGACACUGAGGACCCCAAACAUCACCACAACCAUCUCCACAGCAGCAGCCAGCACGGCCGCGGCGGCGGCGGUGGCUCCUCGCUGAGGGGCAAAGGCAACCAGAAGAACCACAGUAACAAGCAGCAGCAGAAUGCUCCGGGAGGAGUGGGCGGCUGCAGCGGCGGCAGCGGCGGUGGCGGCAACGAAGGCAGCCCCGGGCACUCCAAGAACAAGCGAGCGCUGGAGCUGGCCAACAAGGACAAGCAGCAGCAGCAGCAGUCCAGCUCUGGGGGACACAAGGAGAAGCAGGCGAGCGCCAGGGAGAACCAGUCCACUAAGGAAUCCAAGCAGCAGCCCGGAGGUGGCGGGGGAGGUGGCCGCAGUGGCGGCGGGAAGGGCUCCUCUCAGGUGGCCCAGAAUCCAGCGGCCGGCAGCCUGGCGCCGAUAGGGCGGGGGCAGCCUGGCACCCAGGUGAGGAGCAGGCGGCUGAUGAAGGAGCUGCAGGACAUCUCCCGGCUGAGCGAUCGCUUCAUCUCGGUGGAGCUGGUGGACGAGAGCCUCUACGACUGGAACGUGAAGCUGCACCAGGUGGAUAAGGACUCGGUGUUGUGGCAGGACAUGAAGGAGACCAACACCGAGUUCAUCCUCCUCAACCUCACCUUCCCUGACAACUUCCCCUUCUCACCGCCCUUCAUGCGUGUGCUCAGUCCCCGGCUAGAGAACGGCUAUGUGCUGGACGGGGGAGCCAUCUGCAUGGAGUUGCUCACCCCCCGGGGCUGGUCCAGCGCCUACACUGUCGAGGCUGUAAUGAGGCAGUUCGCUGCCAGUCUGGUGAAGGGCCAGGGCCGAAUCUGUAGAAAAGCUGGAAAAUCAAAAAAAUCCUUCAGUCGCAAGGAAGCGGAGGCAACGUUUAAGAGUUUGGUGAAGACUCACGAAAAGUAUGGUUGGGUCACCCCUCCGGUCUCUGAUGGCUGAUGUUUGAAACCCUUGCAUUAGACACUUAAAAACAAAACAAAACAAAACACACAAAUACUAUGACAUCUCCUCCUCAGUGCUGUACAUCCACUCAUCCUUUUCUACGUCAGCUUCUGUUAGAUACUGUACCAUGAAUGUCAAGGAGACAUUUAAGUUAUUUAUGAACAGAUGUGUUUACAGAAAGAUAAAGAGGGAGGGAGAGAGUUGGGUAGAAAAACUACUGUUUAGGAUUAUAUUUCAAUAAUAAAUGGUCAUCUUGAAGUCGCUGUAGAGUGAAUGUUGAGACGCUAUCAUUUCCUUUCAUUCUCCCUUCCUUCCAUCGAGUCCACAUUGUCUUCACCUUCUUGCCAUGACAGCUGCACCAAAGAGCAGGGAUGGAAAAAUCUGUCUGUUUCUGCUCAGUCCAUUUCAAUGUAAAUGAAGCUGUUCAUCUUUAAUAGAAAAGCAGUGCAUUGCAGGUACAUGUUUGCUGUGCUGUUUAUCUUCAUUUUGUUUUCUAGCAAAUCAACGUAACUUGAAGAUUUGUCUUUCUGUGAAGCUAUGAUCUGCUGUGACUAAAUUUAGACCUCAUUUGUGAUCUUUAUGACCUUUUGCCUCAUAAGAAAAAAAAAUAAAAAAUCUGACAUUGCCAGGUCCUUGUGGUAUAAGAUCAUCUGUGAGGUGAACUUGCCAUUUGGUCAAAAUGUGCUCUCUAUGCUGAUUUUUGUGGUAUGCUGUUGUUCACAAACCAACCGAGGCCAUUAGAGAGAGAGAGAGAAAAAGACUGAUGAUAACUUAUGAUAAAAACUGUAGCCUCUACUUCAGGAUGGGAUUCAAAGUAAUUAAAUGAUAGUAGAAUAAGAAUAGGGUUUUUUUUUCCUUUUACUGGUAUAAUGCAGUAUUGCUAUGACAGCAGAUUUGUUUGUUUGCCUGUCAGCUUUCAACCGGCAAUCCAUACACGAAAAAGUAUGUCAAUUUACAUUCACAAAACUUAAUAUGAUAUUUUAAAUUAUGUGCCAGUGGAUGUGAAAGUCAGAGCUUCAAAAAAAGUAAAAUAAGUGAAUUGUAAGACGAUUUGCAUGGCUGGAUUUUUUUUAACCGAAUAGUCAUUGUAUGUACUUUGAUCCCAAUAUGUGAGAGAACCCACUGCUGUAUAUAAAUGUCCUGUUAUUUAAUCUUUGGGAUUUCAUUUUUCUCUUCUGUUAAGUUACAUAGAACUUUCUUCAAAAAAAAAAAAAACAACUCCAAGAAAGCAAGAAAUGUUUAUAGUGAUCUGUGCAAAGAGGUUUAAAAUGGUGAUUCCAAAUGGAAAAUAUUAUUGGACGCAUUUUAAAUAAAAUCACCCAUAUCUGUUA
Messenger RNA from Gracilinanus agilis (Agile Gracile Mouse Opossum), 2413 nucleotides. It is a transcript of the gene UBE2QL1, whose product is annotated as ubiquitin conjugating enzyme E2 Q family like 1. The record is from RefSeq and is a predicted model, not a curated record. Bases 78 to 1079 code for a protein of 333 amino acids. NCBI's taxonomy places the organism in Eukaryota, Metazoa, Chordata, Mammalia, Didelphimorphia, Didelphidae. The transcript has 2 exons.